AUGUGGCGGUGCGUGUCCCGUGGUCUCCGCAUUCCCUCUAAGAAAUCUACCUCCGCCGCCCCCAUCAGCCGUUUCUUCUCAGCUCAAUCUAAUGGGGCAACGCCAUCCUAUACAGUGGUGGAUCACACCUAUGAUGCAGUGGUAGUUGGAGCAGGAGGUGCGGGGCUGAGGGCCGCCAUAGGGUUAUCAGAGCAUGGAUUCAACACAGCUUGCAUUACCAAGCUUUUUCCCACUCGCUCCCAUACUGUUGCAGCACAGGGUGGAAUAAAUGCCGCAUUGGGGAAUAUGACAGAGGAUGAUUGGAGGUGGCACAUGUAUGACACAGUAAAGGGAAGUGAUUGGCUAGGGGACCAGGAUGCCAUCCAGUACAUGGUGGUCAAAGCUUGAAUUUUGGAAAAGGUACGGUGACAAUUUUCACUGGAAAUACAGUUCCCUAUUUUUUUUUUUUUGUUCAAACUCUCUUUAAUCUGUCAAUCCCUACUCUUCAUAGGUGGACAAGCAUAUCGUUGUGCAUGUGCUGCUGAUCGAACUGGACAUGCUUUACUGCACACAUUAUAUGGGCAGGCUAUGAAACAUAACACACAAUUUUUUGUGGAAUACUUUGCCCUUGAUUUACUUGUAGGCAGUGAUGGUAGCUGCCAAGGUGUAAUUGCCUUGAAUAUGGAGGAUGGCACCUUACAUCGGUUCCGUGCUGCCUCAACAAUUCUUGCUACUGGGGGUUACGGUAGAGCAUACUUUUCUGCAACCUCUGCUCACACUUGCACUGGAGAUGGCAAUGCUAUGGUAGCACGUGCUGGGUUGCCGCUACAGGAUCUUGAGUUUGUUCAGUUCCAUCCAACGGGCAUAUAUGGUGCUGGGUGUCUCAUUACUGAAGGGUCCCGUGGUGAAGGUGGUAUUCUUAGGAAUAGUGAGGGUGAAAGAUUCAUGGAACGAUAUGCCCCAACAGCUAAGGAUCUUGCAUCAAGAGAUGUUGUAUCAAGAUCUAUGACCAUGGAGAUUCGAGAAGGGCGUGGCGUUGGACCCUUGAAAGAUCAUAUUUACCUUCACUUGAAUCAUUUGCCUCCUGAGGUCCUCAAGGAGAGACUUCCUGGUAUCUCUGAAACUGCAGCCAUUUUCGCCGGUGUUGAUGUUACAAAGGAACCAAUCCCUGUUUUACCAACUGUGCAUUAUAACAUGGGUGGAAUUCCCACAAAUCACCAUGGAGAGGUGGUUACCAUCAAAGGUGAUGAUCCUGAUGCUGUGGUUCCUGGACUAUUUGCUGCUGGAGAAGCUGCCUGUGCAUCUGUUCAUGGUGCCAAUCGACUUGGAGCCAAUUCACUUCUUGACAUUGUUGUCUUUGGUCGGGCUUGUGCAAACAGGGUGGCGGAGAUCCAGAGGCCAGGAGAGAAACAAAAGCCACUAGAAAAGGAUGCUGGAGAGAGGACCGUCGCAUGGUUGGACAAGCUUCGGAAUUCAAAUGGUUCCCUUCCCACCUCUAAAAUCCGGCUGAACAUGCAACGGGUAAUGCAAAAUAAUGCUGCUGUAUUUCGGACACAAGAAACACUGGAAGAAGGCUGUCAGUUGAUUGAUAAAGCCUGGGAGAGUUUUCAUGAUGUCAAGUUGAAGGACAGAAGCUUGAUAUGGAAUUCGGACUUGAUAGAGACUAUUGAGUUGGAAAACCUUUUAAUUAAUGCAUGCAUCACCAUGCACUCUGCUGAAGCCAGGAAAGAAAGUAGAGGAGCUCAUGCACGUGAAGAUUUUACUAAAAGAGAUGAUGAACACUGGAUGAAACAUACAUUAGGAUACUGGGAAAAUGAGAAAGUACGACUGGACUACCGGCCUGUUCACAUGAAUACACUUGAUGAUGAAGUUGAAUCCUUCCCUCCCAAGGCUCGAGUAUACUAGUUACGCUUGCUAAUUCGUGAAAAUUUGGUGGCUUGCACAAUAGAUUUCUCUGCUAAGGCUGAAGUUGCAAUAAAUUAAUAAAAGGGAAAAAUUUUGGCAAUAAACAUAGCUUUCAUCCUUUCAGGCUGCUGCUUAUAGAUUGCAACCUGAAUCACAAUGUAGAAUGUAGCUUCCCUUAUCAUCAUUGGUGAUUUGUUCAUACAAUAUCAUGCUGUGCCUCGUCCUGGUACGUAUUGAGUGAUUGCUUAUGUAUGGAUAUUUAUCCCAUGAAUUUAAACAUCUCUGUCAAGUUGCUAGUGAUGUAUAUGCUCAGUCAAGAUCUUUUCUGUUUCAUGGGGAACUAGUUGCAACUGUGCUUAAAUUGAUUGCUUUAUAAAAAUGAAUUUCGCUGCU
Messenger RNA from Sesamum indicum (sesame), 2277 nucleotides. The record is from RefSeq and is a predicted model, not a curated record. Lineage: Eukaryota; Viridiplantae; Streptophyta; Magnoliopsida; Lamiales; Pedaliaceae.